GGCCAGACCAUAUCUUUCCUACAGAUGGGGUUCCUGCAUCCUGAUGACCAUCUUUUUACAUCUUUAGUCACAACUGUAGGAGAGAGGCCUGCACUGGCCCUUUUCUUUUGCAGGAGCAGUGGUGCUGUUGAGCAGGAGAUGGGACACUUACAGCUGGGGGACCCAAGAGGAUUGGAGGGGAGUGGAGCAAAGUGGAGAUGGACAUGAUGAUCUGAGUGGGAGAGGCAGGGAGCAGUGAGUGGAAGGAGGGGCAGCAGGAGUCUUGUUUCCGCCAUACUCCCUCCUCCAGCUUCUCUUUAUCCCUCUGGCUAGGAGCCUGAUUCCACUGUCAGAACCUAAUCCCCCUCCCAUUAUCUACUGCACUGCUGAGCAGGGAGGCUAGGGGAGGGGCCCAGGCUUGGCCCACAGCGCCGGGCCCUGAGCACUCCCCAAAGACCCCCCCUUUCCUUCCACCACCUCUGCUUUUGUCUGUCCUUCCUAGAACUCCUCACCCUGCUGCCUUCUUCCUGAAGCCACACCCCCAGUAAGCUCUCCCGGAUCCCCCAAAACCUAGGCUGAAGCAUCCAGCUCGCUUCUGCAAAUCUGAGGUUAUUGGCUAGUGCUGUGUGGAGCUUCCAGAAGCCCUUUCUGCAGUGUAACCUCCAUCCCUCUUGCUGCAGAGCAGCCUGGCUGCUUUAUUUUCUCUACACACCUAUUAUCCAGAGAUUUCCCUCUCUGCCGCCUAGUCCCCCAGCACUUUCUUCGGCCCGAUGAGAAGCCCUCUUUGACUUCCGUCCUCAAGGUUCCCCCCCAGCUCCCUAGACCGCUCCCGGGUUCCGAGCACAAGACCUACAGAGCCUGCCCGCUCCACCCUCGGCCACGCUGGCAGGGAGGAGCCAGGGCUGGGACCAGAUGUGGGGUUUUCUUCCCGUCUCGAAAGGAGGUGGGAGGGCGAGUCCUGGGGUAGGCAGCGGUGCGGGCCGCGGGGUCAUGUGCACCGGUCCGCCGAGGGCGACCAGGCCACAAGGUCCCUCGGAGACAGGCAGGGAACCGCUCCUCUUGCUCCAGGAGUCGCAUCUUUGUUCUUCUGUGGGUUCCCGCCUCGGGUCUCCGGGGCGGCCUCCGAGGCUCCCGCCUGCCCUCCUUUUCUGGUUUUCAGUCUCCCGGCCCUCUCCGCAGGGGUCUCCGCGGGAAGCCGUGCCCUACCCCCCCUGCUUUGAUCUCCCACUUCAAAGCCAAUCUCCCAGCGCGGGCUCGUCUUCCGUCUGUUUUACAGCUCGGGAGGGUGACACCUGAGACCCUGCUCCACCUCCUCCCCAGUCCCCCCCCCCCAGUCUAGGUGGCGGCGGGCGGCGCGCCCAGUCUCUGCCUCGCCUUCCCGCCUGCCGAGACCCCCCAGCGCUUUAAUAAAAACCUCGAGUCAAAUGACUGGCUGCGACCUCUGCCCUCCCCAGCCUCGCACCCCGCUCCUGCUUAACCCUGCGAAAUCCGUCCACUCAGUACAUUAAAAGGGAUGGGUUUCCACGUGCCCACUUCCAGCGUCCCCAGGCACUACCCAGCCAAAAGCCAGACCGAGGGGCAGGGGGAGGCUUCGCCUUUACCCCUCCUCUUUGAGUAGUUCCGGCAGGGGGCGCCGUUGCCCCACUUUGGUGUUGGACACCAAGGACCCCAGGGCUCCCCAGCCCCUCUCGAGUUCAGAGGGGUUCCCCGGAAUCUAGUUCGGGCUUCAAUGUAUCUAGAGCGCAGCCGCCCAUUCCCUUCCUCAGCUCCGGCUUGAGAUUUGGGGUUGAACCACAGGUGGGUCGCUGGGUGUCUGGCGCCAAGAGCAGAAUGCACCUAGUUAGAGAGGGGACAAGGGGAAACAGCCGAAACGUGGCAAACACAGGUGGGAAACAGCCACAUGUGAGCUCGGAGCAUCUGCGCUCCGGCCAAGCUUCCCUUCCUCUCUGCCCAGAGCGCAAUUCGAAUGCUCGCCUUCUGGCCGCUUCACCAUCCACCAGCUGGAGCGAACACUGGACCCACACACAGGACUGAAUCCAGAGGUUGGGGGCCGGGGCACAGGGGCCCCCAGAUGGGAGGCGGGGCAGGAGGCGGGGCCACUUCGGUCCUGGGCAGGAACGGGCAGUGCAAGGUAUAAAAGCUGCCUGCGCGCGAGUGGGAGCACUGGCUAGCUUUGGGGUUGCCCUGGACCGGUCUUGGUUCCUGAGUCUCACCACCCGGCAAAGGCGGCGGCGACGUCUCUUUUGACUAAAGGAUUCAGCGUCCAGUGCUGCAGCCAAGGGAUUUAAAGGGACUAUCAUCCGCGCCGCCACCAUGCCUAACUUCUCUGGCAAUUGGAAGAUCAUCCGAUCGGAAAACUUCGAGGAUUUACUCAAAGCGCUGGGGGUGAAUGUGAUGCUGAGGAAGAUUGCUGUGGCUGCAGCAUCCAAGCCAACAGUAGAGAUCAAACAAGAAGGAGACACUUUCUAUAUCAAAACCUCUACCACUGUGCGCACCACGGAGAUUAACUUCAAGAUCGGGGAGGAGUUUGAAGAGCAGACUGUGGAUGGGAGGCCCUGUAAGAGCCUGGUAAAGUGGGAGAGUGAGAACAAAAUGGUCUGUGAGCAGAGGCUUCUGAAGGGGGAGGGCCCCAAGACCUCCUGGACCAGAGAACUGACCAAUGAUGGGGAGCUGAUCCUGACCAUGACAGCGGAUGACAUUGUGUGCACCAGGGCCUACGUCCGAGAGUGAGUGGUCAUGGGUACAAAAGCUACCUGAGCCCACCAAUGGCUGUGCUCACCACCCUGCUUCACUCCCACCCUCCCUGCCCUUCUGUCCUUUCAGACUAGCUCUCCUCCUGCCCCAUCACUUGUGGGGGUCACUGGGAUGCAUCUUGCAGGGUCUUGCUUUCUUUGAGCACUUCUCCCUUCCCCUGUAACAACAAAGAGGGAUGGUGUGCAAGAGCCCAGAUCACCCAUUCCGGAGUCACUACCUCCCUCCCCAAGUCCCAGCCCCACUCCCAAACCAGCCCAGAGCAGAGUCUCUCUAUAAGGGGACCCAAGGGCUGGAGAGGGAAAGACUAGUCCUCUGGCUUCUACUCUAUCCCUGUAGCCUAUUCAGUUUAGAAUAUUUAUUUGUUAAUUUUAUUAAAAUG
This is a messenger RNA of Nycticebus coucang (slow loris), 3112 nucleotides long. It is a transcript of the gene CRABP2, whose product is annotated as cellular retinoic acid binding protein 2. Gene Ontology annotation, molecular function: fatty acid binding. Gene Ontology annotation, biological process: fatty acid transport. NCBI's taxonomy places the organism in Eukaryota, Metazoa, Chordata, Mammalia, Primates, Lorisidae. The record is from RefSeq and is a predicted model, not a curated record. The transcript has 4 exons. Gene Ontology annotation, cellular component: nucleus; cytosol. Bases 2293 to 2709 code for a protein of 138 amino acids.